Marchantia polymorpha subsp. ruderalis is the source of this 1477-nucleotide messenger RNA. Lineage: Eukaryota; Viridiplantae; Streptophyta; Marchantiopsida; Marchantiales; Marchantiaceae. The record is from the annotation of a GenBank genome assembly.
AGGCCAAAAAUGAGACAGAGCUGGUCAACGUGGUUGGUUUCCGCGCAGCUCUGGCCAGCCCCGUAGGGGAAUGAAGCGCAGUGGCAGUACGAGAUUUUCGAUACCGACCGGAAUUGAUUCGAUGUCACAGCUUGCGGGAAUGGGACAUGAGGUUUGAAGAAGCCGGAGCGUGCGAAGCUCACGACGCAGAGGCGAGCAGAUUGAGAGUUGGGAACGACCUCGAGCUCUAGCUCUAGCAGAGAUGGCCGAAGGGGAUGCAGAAUGGCAUUCCUCUUCCCUUUACGUUUUUUAUUUGACGCUGGGCUGGUUUGCUUUCGCCGUGUGGUCCGUUAGUUUCUACCCUCAAGUUCUUCUCAAUUAUCGACGAAAAAGUGUUACAGGGCUCACGUUCGACUUCCUGGUUUUCAAUUUCACGAAGCAUAGUAGCUAUUUGAUCUACAAUGCAUCCCUAUACUUCAGCCCGGUCGUACAACAGCAGUAUCGCGACAAGUAUGGAAAAUCAGAGCUGAUUCCAGUUGCGCCAAGUGAUGUAGCAUUUUCCAUACAUGCAGUGCUGCUCACUGCGAUCACCUUGUUUCAAGUCUGCAUCUACGAAAGGGGUCAGCAAAAAGUUUCAAAACCAGCCAUAGGUAUCACUACUGUGGCAUGGGGAUCCGCUGUGGUUCUUCUAUUUAUGGCUUGGCCAAAGGGUGACUGGUUAUGGCUUGUGUCAGGUUUCAAUAUCAUACAGCUAGUUAUGACCGCAAUCAAGUACAUCCCCCAGGCUUGGUUUAACUAUCAAAGAAAGAGUACCGUUGGCUGGAGUAUUGGGAAUAUUAUUCUGGAUUUAUCUGGCGGCACGGCAAAUAUUUUCCAAAUGGCGAUUCAGUCCAUUGAUCAAAAUUCAACGGAGAACUUCACUGGAAAUGUGGGCAAGCUGGGUUUGUCUUUGGAAUCUAUCUUUUUCGAUGUAUUAUUCGUGAUUCAACAUUACUGCCUGUAUCCGAAAAGAGAGGGAAUAACAGUUGAUGAGUACCAGGAAAUCGAGGAGGGAGAACCAGAAACUCCCGCUCAUGGACAUUAGAUUAAAUCCUUCUUGUGUUUGUACAUGUUUCUGGGAUUCUCUAAGUACUUCCGUUGAAAUUACAAGUGAUGGAAGAGCAUAUGGUUGUAUAUAAUCGCUCAUUUUUUCCUCGGAGGCAGAUGGCUUGAUGUGGUGGGUUUACCUACCGCUACUUUUACAGAACAGUGUGCGAUGAUAUAACGUCAGUGAUAUACAUGAGUCUCAUCCACUGUACCUUUCACCAUCGUUUUAUACUGAUGGGUCUAGGUCACGAAAGUUUGAUACGUAGUCAUAUAGCUUAUCUCGAGAACUUGCUCAAUUAUUGAUUGCGUCAGCAUGUCUUUGCUCCGUUGUUUGUAAUGGACCGUGGAGAAUUAUCAAGAAUUAUUUUUCUUCGUAUCUGAGCAGUUUAUUUGAUUUCAAUGGUAUACCCAG